AGCUCUUUCAAAAAUGGCUUCAUUGAGUAUUUGCCCGACGUGACUCUAACACUAUCUAAUCAGUUGAGAUAAGGACACUCAGGUGUCUAUAUAUGCAGGUCUGUCAAAGUUUUUCAGUGUUUCUGUGACCUUUAGCUGGAAUACUUCACUGAUUACCUGUGUCUGGGAAUGCGUUCGUGAGCUUUGGGUGCCUGUCCAGGACCACGUAGCUGUCAGUGACCACAACUCCAGGGCAGCCAUUCUGAAACUGUGUCCAAAUCGCCGAGACACACACACAGCUAUGGCGGAGCGACGGCGCGGGGGCUAUAGGAUUGAGAGGGAGGUGCUGGACGAGCUGAGCGUCGAAGAAGUGGCAGAGAAGACGGACAGCAAAGUGCCGCUCAAGGAAAGAGUCAGGGAAUCAGUGCGGUGUUCAGGUUCCAGAGCGAAGCGCUGUGCGUUGGGGUGCAUUCCUGUUCUCUCCUGGCUGCCGCGGUAUAACUUUCGAGAAUGGGCUGUCGGGGACCUGGUGUCUGGCAUCAGUGUGGGCAUCAUGCACCUGCCUCAGGGAAUGGCGUAUGCUUUGCUGGCUGCGGUCCCUCCUGUGUUUGGACUCUACUCCUCAUUCUACCCCAUCUUGGUCUACUUCAUCUUUGGGACGUCCCGUCACAUCUCAGUGGGUACUUACGCGGUGAUGAGUGUGAUGAUCGGCGGGGUGACGGAGCGCUUGGCUCCAGACUCCGACUUCCUGCUGUGGAAUAACGAGACGAAUGGGAGUGUGCUGGACGUGGUGGCCCGGGACGCUGAGAGGGUCAAAGUCGCCGCUGCUGUGACCUUCCUCUCCGGCGUCUUCCAGAUACUGCUGGGCCUGGUGCAGUUUGGUUUUGUGGUGACUUACCUCUCGGAGCCCCUGGUGCGAGGGUACACCACUGGAGCAGCCAUCCAUGUGAUCGUCUCCCAGCUGAAGUACACCUUCGGCCUGUCCCCCACCCGCUUCAGUGGGCCCUUCUCCCUGCUCUAUACCGUGUUAGAGAUUUGUUCUCUCUUGCCGGAGACUAACAUCGGGACUCUUGUGGUGAGCGCUGUAUCAGUGAUUGCACUCAUUGGUGCAAAGGAGGUCAACACACUACUGGCUCGCAAGCUUCCUGUUCCCAUACCUGUUGAACUGAUAACUAUCAUCAUUGCCACAGUGAUCUCCUGGCAGUGUAAUUUGGACACUCAGUUUGGUGUGGAGGUGGUGGGAGAGAUCCCCUCUGGCCUCCAGCCGCCGGUCCUGCCCGCUGCAUCUAUAUUUGGGCAGGUGAUAGGUGAUGCUUUCGCUCUGUCCGUAGUGGGAUAUGGCAUUGCUAUCUCCUUGGGUCGAAUUUUUGCUCUCAAAUACGGAUACAAAGUGGACAGCAACCAGGAACUGGUGGCCUUGGGCCUCAGUAACUCAGUCGGGGGGAUGUUUCAGUGCUUUGCCAUCAGCUGUUCCAUGUCCCGUACUAUGGUCCAGGAGAGCACUGGAGGGAAAACACAGGUUGCAAGUGGUCUCUCUGCUGUGGUGAUCCUGAUCAUCCUGCUAAAGCUUGGGGAGCUAUUCCAGCAGCUGCCAAAGGCUGUACUUGCUGCCAUAAUAUUUGUGAACCUGCAUGGGAUGAUGAAGCAGUUUAUGGACAUCCGCUCGCUGUGGAGGAGCAACCGCGUGGACAUGAUCGUGUGGGUGAUGACCUUCAUUCUGACCUUGCUCUUCAACCCGGACCUGGGCCUGGCAGCCUCCAUCGCCUUCUCCAUGCUUACCGUCAUCUUUAGGACUCAGCUGCCACGGUACUCCAUCCUUGGACAGGUCCCAGGAACUGAUAUCUACAGACCUGUGGAAGAAUACAAGCUGGUGAAGCAGAUACCUGGCCUGGUCAUUUUCCGGUCUUCGGCUACUGUCUACUUUGCCAAUGCUGAGAUGUAUGUCGACGCCCUGGCAGAGAAGAGUGGGAUUGACAUCGCGAAGAUUCUGUCCAUCAAGAAGAAGCAGCAAGCCAAGCAGCUGCGCCGAGAGAAGAGGGAGGCCAAGCGACAAAGAAAAGAAAUGAAAGAGGCCAAGAGGGAGGAAGGAGAGAUGGAGGAGCCCCAGAAUGGGCAGACAGAUGAAGUCAAUGUGGAGGAGGGGCUUCAGCCGGGCCCCGCCCUUCCGAGUGCCAUCAUCCUGGAUUUGAGCCCCGUCAACUUCCUGGAUACCGUGGGAGUGAAGACACUGCGCAACAUUUGCCGUGACUACGGGGAUGUGGGCGUGGCCGUGUUCCUUUCUGGGUGUCAAGACUGUGUGGUGGAAAACUUAGAAAGAGGGGGAUUCUUCAGUGAUAAAGUGACCAAGGCUGCCAUGUUCUCCACCGUGCAUGACGCUGUCCUCCACUGCCAGAGAGAUGCUUCCACAGAGACCACUCAGGAAAUGAAGGGAACCUAUUUCUAAAAUCCUACCACGCGAGGAGAUGAACUGAUAAACACUGAAACUCAGCACAGCACGAGGAGAUGUACGGAUAAACACUGAAACUCAGCACUGCACAGACCAGUUGGCCUUUUUUUUAAUUUUUAUUUCGGCUUGAAUUGUUUUGAAGUAUCCUAAAAAGAAAUUUGAGUAUUUUGUAUUCGAUGUGUAUUUAUUGCUUAAAAAAUAAUAAAUGUUUUUAAAAAGGAA
This is a messenger RNA of Anguilla rostrata (American eel), 2647 nucleotides long. RefSeq names its product solute carrier family 26 member 6-like. The coding region runs from base 281 to 2422 and encodes 713 amino acids. Gene Ontology annotation, cellular component: plasma membrane. The transcript has 19 exons. Gene Ontology annotation, biological process: transmembrane transport. Gene Ontology annotation, molecular function: oxalate transmembrane transporter activity; chloride transmembrane transporter activity; secondary active sulfate transmembrane transporter activity. The record is from RefSeq and is a predicted model, not a curated record. Lineage: Eukaryota; Metazoa; Chordata; Actinopteri; Anguilliformes; Anguillidae.